AUGGCUACCCUACUGCGGAAAAUCGGUCUGAUCCGACUGCACGACAGAGACACGGAGGACCCGAAGCAUCACCAAGGCUCGCUAAAGGGCACCAAGGGCAAUCAGAAGAACAACGCGAAUAAACACUGUCAGACUGCAAACGAGACGAACAUCCUGAGUACCCCAGAGAUUAAAGCGAGGAAGCUGGACCAGCUCGGAAAAGACAAGGCGCCCGGAAAGGAUAAGCAGGGCAAGGAUGCGAAGGAGAAACAGCAGACAGGCGGAGGCGGGAGUAAAGCCACCAGUGCCUCGUCCAUACCACCACUAGCCCCACACCGACAGCACUGCUCCCAGGUGCGAACACGCAGGCUCAUGAAGGAACUACAGGAGAUCCGGAGGUUAGGGGACAACUUCAUUUCUGUGGAGUUGGUAGAGGACAACCUGUUCGACUGGAACGUCAAAUUGCACCAAGUGGACAAGGACUCGGCCUUGUGGCAGGACAUGAAGGAGACCAGCACUGAGUAUAUCCUGCUUAACGUCACCUUCCCUGAUAACUUUCCCUUCUCUCCGCCGUUCAUGCGCGUUCUGACGCCCCGGUUGGAAAACGGCUACGUCCUGGACGGUGGGGCCAUCUGCAUGGAGCUAUUGACCCCACGGGGAUGGUCCAGUGCCUACACUGUGGAAGCGGUGAUGAGGCAGUUUGCAGCAAGCCUGGUGAAAGGACAGGGCCGUAUAUGCAGGAAAGCCGGAAAGUCCAAGAAAGCAUUUAGUCGCAAAGAAGCAGAAGCCACCUUUAAAUCGCUGGUGAAGACCCACGAGAAGUACGGCUGGGUGUCCCCGCCUGUGUCCGACGGCUGA
This is a messenger RNA of Knipowitschia caucasica, 837 nucleotides long. Lineage: Eukaryota; Metazoa; Chordata; Actinopteri; Gobiiformes; Gobiidae. The record is from the annotation of a GenBank genome assembly.